CCGCCAACCGCCCGAUAAACACACGAAGAAGAAGGCAGUCGUUCGACAUUCGUUUCGACUUCAGCGUCGAGGAUUGUGGAUAAUAGAGCUGGGCUUCACAAAAGAAAACACAAUUAAGCAGAGCUGAAGCAACUUAACGCACGAUUCGCGGAUAUAGGACCCGGAAAUCAAGAUCUAACUUUCUCCGAAAUGAGUGAGUCGUGUCAUCGUGGUCCGUUUAGCCUCUGAAGCUAACGCUAGCUAGUCGGAGGAGCGAAAGCGGGCCACAUUUUCCUCCCUGUUACAACUAAAGCCUGCAGGCGACCGAGCCUUCGUGGGAUUCGGACCUUAUAGCUGUAAACAGCGGAGGCAGCAAUGGGCUCUUCUAAAAAACACAAGGAAAAGAGCCGCGACAAAGACGCGGAGGAGCGCCGUCGCGAGCAUAAGAAACAUCGCCACAAGGAGAGAGACAGGGACGCGUCCGAUCGGGAUAAAGACCGGCGGAAGCGCUCCAGGUCCAGGGAAAAGAGCCGACGAGAGAGCCACAGCAAGGCCGAUAGAGGCGGCGGCGGUGAGCCCCGGGUGAAGAGGGAGAAAGUUGACGCCGGGUACGAGGAGAGCAAGGCGGAGAUCCAGCCUCAGAGCGCCAGCGGAGAUGCGUCACUCAGCAUCGAGGAGACAAACAAGCUCCGCGCAAAGCUGGGCCUUAAGCCUCUGGAGCUGAACGAGGGCAAAAAGGAGCUGGGCACCAAGGAGGAGCCGCUGGUGGCCGAGACCAUCAACCCCGUUCUGAUCCGACAGCAGAAGGACAUGAGGGAGAAGCUCGCCGCCAUGAAAGAAAAACGCCUGCUCAACCAGAAGCUGGGCAAAGUCAAAGCCAUCGGCGACGACGACUGGCUGGACGACACCGCCGCCUGGGUGGAGAGAAGCAGAAAGCUGGCCAAGGAGAAGGAGAUGGCGGAGAAGAGGGCCAAACUCCUGGAGGAGAUGGACGAAGAGUUCGGCGUCAGCACCCUGGUGGAGGAGGAGUUCGUUCAAAGCAAGCGAGACUCCUACUCAUCGCAGGACCUGAAGGGCCUCAAGGUGCAGCACAAGGUCGACUCCUUCGCCGAGGGCCAGACAGUCGUCCUGACCCUGCAGGACAAAGGCGUGCUGGAGGAAGAGGAAGACGUGCUGGUGAACGUGGGCAUUGUGGACAAGGAGAAGGCUGAAAAGAACGUGGAGCUGAAAAAGAAGAAGCCCGACUACAAGCCCUACGAGGAAGAGGAGAGCGUGGACGACAUGGUCACCUUCAAGGGCCACGCCGUGCUCUCCAAGUACGACGAGGAAAUCGAAGGGGAGAAGAAGAAGAGCUUCCGGCUGGGCACCUGGGGCUUCGCGGACGGGGAGCGCGAGCGGGAGCUCCAGGCCAUGAAAGAGGCGCUGCGGAAUCAGGCCCAGUCCCUGGAGAUGCCCGCCCUCACCAUCGCGUCAGAGUACUACACGCCCCAGGAAAUGGUGGGCUUCAAGAAGACAAAGCGCAAAGUCAAGAAGAUCAGGAAGAAGGAGAAGGUGACGCUUGCGGACGAACUCGCCGACGACACGCGCACCUCCGAUUUCGGCUCGAGGGCGAGAGGCCGAGGCAGCAGGAAGGCCGAGGAGGAGGAGCAAGAGAAGGAGGAGAAGGAGAAAGAUGCCGGCGACGGCGGGCCGCCUCCGGUUCCUCAAAUGUCCGAUGACAUCAGGAUGGCGGAGAUGGACAUAAGCGACGAGGACGAAUACGUCCCCCCCGAGGCGGCCGUGAUCGAGGAGGACGAGGCCGAGCAGGAGCUGCAGAAACAGCUGGAGAAGCAGAGGAAGCUGAGGCAGAAACGGCUCCUCAAAGACUCCGGGGAGAAGGUGGCAGAGCAGAUCAAGGUGCUGGCGAAGGGCGACGACGACAACGACCCCGACAGGAAGAACAACAUCGUCUUCAACGCCACCUCGGAGUUCUGCCGAACUCUGGGGGACAUUCCCACCUACGGACUAUCCGGCAACAGGGAGGACCAGGAGGACAUCAUGGAUUUCGAGCAGCAGGAGGAGAAAGACGAGGACGGAGGCUCCGACUCGGAAAUCGACGAGAACGUCGGAUGGAGCACGGUGAACCUGGACGAAGAGCAGCACCAGGCCGACUUCGCCACGGCCUCGGCCACCAUCCUGGACGAGGAGCCCAUCGUCAACUCGGGCCUGGCGGCCGCCCUGAAGCUGUGCACCAACAAAGGCCUGUUGGACACCCAGAUGCAGAAGGUGGCCCGCGUCAAAGCGACAAAGGGGGCGCUGCCCAACGACAACUACUGCAUCGAGGACAAGAUGGGCUUCGACGACAAGUACAGCCGCAGGGAGGAGUACAGGGGCUUCACGCAGGAGUUCAAGGACAAGGACGGCUACAAGCCCGACGUCAAGAUCGAGUACGUGGACGAGUCCGGCCGCAAGCUCACCCCAAAGGAGGCGUUCCGGCAGCUCUCGCACCGCUUCCACGGGAAGGGCUCCGGGAAGAUGAAGACGGAGAAGAGGAUGAAAAAGCUGGAGGAGGAGGCGCUGCUGAAGAAGAUGAGCAGCAGCGACACUCCUCUUGGGACGGUGGCUUUGCUGCAGGAGAAGCAGAAAUCUCAGAAAACGCCGUACAUCGUGCUCAGCGGGAGCGGGAAGAGCAUGAACGCAAACAACAUCACGAAAUAAGUUCCCGGGCCGCCGUGUGGCAUAGAAACACAGAGAUGCACACAGAACUCUUUUAAGAAAAUUCCUUCAUUGCUUCUUUUUUCUUCUUUUUUUUUUUUUUUUUUUUGGACCUAGCUGGUGAAAGUCUGAUUGAUUUAUAAAAUGUUCAAUAAAAUCAGUGAAAGCGUAAAACUCUUAUUUGUGUUAUGAAUUUAAUAAAGUGAAUACUAUUUUCAUUUGCAAGAUGCAGUAGUUUGUAUAAUUAUCUGGGCUAUCCAAAUGAGGAGAAAUGCACCUAAAGUUCCUAAAUAUAUUUCUAAAUAAGGUUGGUGAAAUUUGUAAAGCUCUUCUGUUUGGUUUUUAUUUUAAAUUAUCUUCUCAAACGUCAUUUCAGUUGAAUUACUACAGGUUACAUUUACUUUAUGCAGCUUGUCUUGCAUGUAACCAGAUGAAAUCUGAAGGGAUUUAAAACAGUUGUGUUAAACAGUUAUGUUGUUAAACUGUUUGGAAUCGAUAUUAAAUAAAGAAAAACAGCUGUUUUCCAAUGAA
Fundulus heteroclitus (mummichog) is the source of this 3204-nucleotide messenger RNA. It is a transcript of the gene sart1, whose product is annotated as spliceosome associated factor 1, recruiter of U4/U6.U5 tri-snRNP. The record is from RefSeq and is a predicted model, not a curated record. Lineage: Eukaryota; Metazoa; Chordata; Actinopteri; Cyprinodontiformes; Fundulidae. The transcript has a single exon. Gene Ontology annotation, biological process: mRNA cis splicing, via spliceosome; maturation of 5S rRNA. Gene Ontology annotation, cellular component: U4/U6 x U5 tri-snRNP complex. The coding region runs from base 355 to 2676 and encodes 773 amino acids.